Messenger RNA from Paramecium pentaurelia, 417 nucleotides. NCBI's taxonomy places the organism in Eukaryota, Ciliophora, Oligohymenophorea, Peniculida, Parameciidae. The record is from the annotation of a GenBank genome assembly.
AAUGCAUUAAUAUCAAGAAGCUUUACUUAAAAAUACAUGUAUUCUUCUAUAUUUUAAUUAGUGAGAGGAGAGGACAUUAUAGUAAAUCUCUAAAUUUACAAUUCAACAGCUCAAUAAGAUAGAUAGCAAUUUCUUAAAGCAUUAUAAGAAUUGGCAAAUGAAAAAAAUACAAAAAUUGAUGAUUAAACUCGUAUUUUGCAAUUAAGAUUACCAGGUACAACAACAAUAGCUAAUAUUAAAUCAGAUUUGGAAAAAUAUAGCAAUUAAAAAAUUGUAAAUCUAAUAUUUAGACAAUCCUAGAUUUUGAUGUGUGAAUCAAUGGUCCCAAAUCCAUUAGAUGUCAUAGGAGAUAUUAAAUGUACUACUCAAAAACAAGAAGUUAAUUUAUAAUUGUGUUCUUAAGUAAUUGCAGGAUGA